This is a messenger RNA of Cynoglossus semilaevis (tongue sole), 3463 nucleotides long. RefSeq names its product RPA-related protein RADX. The coding region runs from base 29 to 2608 and encodes 859 amino acids. The record is from RefSeq and is a predicted model, not a curated record. The transcript has 19 exons. Lineage: Eukaryota; Metazoa; Chordata; Actinopteri; Pleuronectiformes; Cynoglossidae. Gene Ontology annotation, molecular function: single-stranded DNA binding.
UCAUCAUAUCUCAUUGUCCCUUUCCAACAUGGCGGCCUCUGGCUGCGUCUUCCACCGAACCCUAACCCGGGUCAGAACCGGAGCCCGCCAUCAUAAAAGAAACCAGGUGUCCUCUUCCUCUGCGGUCUGUAGGGAGUCAGUGUGGGUGGUGGACGUGCAUCGUUACACCAGAGAUGAGGGUUCGUCUGUCUACUUCCCCCAGUCUGUCAUCAACGGUGAUGACCUUUAUGACCUGGUGUUGUCUGACGGUGACUGUCGUCUUCAGGUGACUCUGGAUCCCGUUCUGAACCGGCUGGUUGAACAGAACCUUCUCAGACGUGGAUCCAUGCUGCGAAAUGUGACCUUUGCUCUCACCAUGGCUGCUCAGCCCCCAGUGUGCCCUGUGGCAUCCAGAGAUACAGACAGCUACAAACUGCUCACUGCUGAGGUCAGUGCUUCGGACGAGGGUGGAGGCAGGAGGACUGUGGACUGGUCAGAUUUGCCUUGGUUCAGAUCUUCACAAACUACAGGUCAUGUGGUUCCUCUGAGAGCCAACCGCAACCUGUUCCUGCCUCUGUGGAACAACGUGGACUACAGCGGAGAAGAUUGGAGAAAAGCUCCACCUACUGAUGAGGAAGAAGAGGAGGAAGAGGAGGAGGACAGCGAGGAAGCUCUUUGUCCUGACGUGACAGUGUCCGAGCUGCGUGACGCCUUCUUGUCAGGUCAGCGGGCUGUAGUCAGGGCCACCGUCUGCCGUCGCCUCAUCAUACGCAUCCUCAGCAAGUCACACCUGAUGUAUUAUGGGAAAGCAGACCACAACCGCCUGUAUCCAUAUAUGGCAUUAUUAGAGACGUGUGACCAGACUGGAAGUGUGUGUCUGGUGCUCUGGGCUAGUGUGUGUGUCAACUGGUAUUGUUGUCUGAAGCCGGGUGAUGUCAUCAGUCUGAGACACUACAGAGUCAAAGGAAAAUACCAGGCAGAGCUGGAGGACAUUGAAAUCAGUGUCAACAGCAGGAACCCCGCAGCUCGCAUUUCUAUCCUCCCAGAGUCCUCAGUUUCUCCUGGUUACCUCCCACCUGCUCCCACCUACAGCUUCCACAACAGUCAGGAGCUCAUGGACUGUCCUAACGCCACUGUAUGUGAUGUCAUUGGUCUGCUGACCUUUUCCGGCCGACCAGAGCGAAUAAGGAGCAGGGAAAGUCGAGGGGCGGGGCUUAUGGAGUAUCGCUGGCUGAGACUGGAGGAUGGGGCCAGCCAUCGACCAAUCAUGGUGAAGCUCUUCUGCACAUCUCAACCUGAAACUCACCGCCACCUUUAUCCACUGUCUGUGGUCGUUUGUACCAGACUAAAGGUUGUGAAAGCUGCAGGUGAAGCUCACGGCAGAUUCUUCCUCACAAACACCACCUUCACUCAGGUUUACUGCACAGGCUGUGGGGACCACACACAGAUGGGAUACCGUAAGCUCCACCCAGUACGAUGCUUCCUGCAGUGGCUGAGGUUACAGAAGGAUGAACCUGUACUGAGCAGAGCUCUGAUUGGAGGAUUUUUUGUGUAUCCACCCCCGCCUGUGUCUUUGAACAUGUACAUGAAAGAAUGCAGAGGAAAACCUGGUUUCCUACAGGGUGCAGAGAUUCAACGGGACCUGCUGCAGCUCCUGUACAGGGAGAGGCGUAGCUUCUGUGUCCAAGCGAGGGUGACGAUGGUGGCGUUCAGUCGUAGAGGAGAGGAGGAUCAGUCUUUGCUGUGGAUGGACACAUCUUCACCUGACUCCCCCUCCUCCUCCUUGUCCUCACCUUCAGUCUAUAGACACUCCUCUCAUGCUCCACCCUGUCCAGCCCUCUCCUCCAGUUCCACACAAUUUGUCCCUCUUUUCAUCUCCACCCCUCAUCCCUCCAGACCUCCUGUCUCUCCCUCAUCCUCCUCGCACAAUUCUCCAUCGUGCUCGUGCUCUAGUGUCGUUCGCCUGACUACACCUCCUGUGGACCACAGAGCAAGCAGAAGCAGGAAGAGGAGGCUGUUGUUUCAGACUGAGACACCAAAGAAGAGAUGUCCUCUGGCCACCGUACAACCAGAACAAUGCAAUGAGACAGUGGUCCUGUUUGAAGCAUCCAUGGAAUUUUUAGAAAACACUGAUAAUGAAGAUGCUGACGAUGAGGAGGAUUGUGAUGAAACUGCGUCCUUCAUCACCGCUCCACUUCCCCCAACUAUUUCUCCUGUUGCCACGGAAACACUGCCAAUGUGUUAUAACCCCACCCAAAGAGAAAAGCAAGCUGAAGUUGUGGGAAUGGGGGGGUGGGCGGAGCCUAUGAGGUUUGACUCCCCCAUCAAGGAUUGUUAUACUUUGAAACUCAAAGUACUCUCUGAUGGUGUCACGGUGGACGCCAUCUUCCUUCCACUUUCUUUGUCCUCCCCCUGUUGUCAGCCCCUCCCCAAUCACGACAAUUCCUGGACCUCCAUCUUAUCACACGGAGCCUUCUCGUCGCAUCAGCCUCCACCUUCACCAGCUGACCUUAUCAACAUGGCGGCCCAGCUGAGUAAUCAGAGGCUGGUGUGUGUCCUGGAGGCGUGUCGACUGAGAGGUGGAAACAUAGAAGUCAUCCUGAGCCGAGCGUUUCAGCUUCCUCAGUAACACCCCUUGAGAGGAAGAGGAAGUGUAUUUAUCUUUCUAACAAUUAGGAUGAGUAUUUUAAUGUUUUGCAAUAGGUUUUGCACUUUUCUGAGCACUUUAUUUUUAUAUAUGUUUACAAAUACAUACAUACACACUUUAGCAUGUGUAUCAGUUAAUAGGUUGUUGUGCAUUUUUUUAAACCAGGUUAACCUGUUUUCUCUACCCCUGCACCUUGGGAUCCAGAACAAUAUUUUUGUUUCCACUGACUAGGUCAAGCCACAGUGUCGGCCAUCUUUGUUUCCUCUAUGUUUGUUUUCAGGUUUUGUAGCAUCCUGUCUCAGUGGGGUCUGUGUCACUUCAAUGAUGUAACAGUCUGAUAAAAUGAGCGCUGAGCGUUCAGACUGAGCUCUUUUCAAAAACAUCAGAUAUUGAUCACAUUUAGGAAAGUGUCUAUCUGACCAUUUGAACUUCCUCCAUCUUUACUCUUGUGUGGGAGGUUGAGUCACAAACAUUAGCAUUUGUUGUAAUGUUAACCAAGAUUGGAUGACAAGGUCAGCACAUUCUUAUGGUGUCAUGUUCUUAGAAUAUAAAGUAUCAGCAUAGUUUUCGUGAGUGACAAAUACUUUUUUUGUUACAUUCUUUGAUGUUUAUGUAAAAAAUUUUGCAAAAGGUGAAAUAAUGUUUUCUCCAUCUUUAUUUGCACAAAUGCUGGUGCCAAUAAAGCUUUCUGUUUUUUCUAUCUGUUUAAAAGGCAAAGGGAAAAAAGUGGUUAUUAGAUUACAAAAACCAAUAUUCAGUCUUGAAUAUGUAAAUUUAUUUGAUUUGACAUCAAAGUUUAAACUGUGUUUUGUUGAAGUUAAUAAACUUUUACUUGUA